CUAGUAUCUGCAGAUUAGCACCCGGAAUCUCACCAGCACAGACACUGGACUGAGUAAGUCCUUCGCUCUCAACAUGUUUGACCUGGACUCCUGGCCUCACACUCCUCACAGUAUCCUGCUGCUGGCCCUACUACUAGGACUCUCAGGAGCAGCUACACAGGAGCUGAAGGUGAUUCAGCCUGAGACAUCAGUUUCUGUCCAUGCUGGAGAGACAGCCACUCUGAACUGCACUGUGACCUCUCUGCGUCCUCUGGGGCCCAUUAAGUGGUUCAGGGGCACAGGACAGAGUCGGCAACUAAUAUAUGCUUUCUCAGGAGAGAAGUUUCCCAGAGUCACAAAUGUUACAGAUGUGACAAAGAGAAACAACCUGGACUUUUCCAUCCGCAUCAGUAAUGUCACACCUGCUGACGCUGGUACCUACUACUGUGUGAAGUUUGGCAUAACAUACUCUAACAGGGAUAUUUGGUCGGGGGGAGGCACGGUGCUGUAUGUGCUUGCUAAACCAUCUCCUCCUAUGGUCUCGGGCCCUGCAGCCAGAGUUGCUCCUGGGCAUACAGUGAACUACACAUGCAAGUCCUAUGGCUUCUCCCCUCGGAACAUCACAUUGAAGUGGUUCAAGGACAGAAAUGAGCUCUCUCACUUCCAAACUACUGUGGAUCCCAAAGAACAAAGCAUCUCCUACAAUAUCUCCAGCACAGCCCAAGUAGUGCUGAGUGCUGGGGAUGUCCACUCUCAGAUCACCUGUGAAGUGGCCCAUGACACCUUGCAAGGAGGCCGGCUUCGUGGAAUUGCCAAAUUAUCUGACAUCGUUCGAGUUUCACCCACCCUGGAGAUCAGUGAGCAGCCAUCAGUGGUAUGGAAUCUGAUAGGUGUCACCUGCCAGGUGAAUAAGUUCUACCCUUCAAGGCUUCGGUUGACUUGGUUAGAGAAUGGAAAUAUAUCCCAUAUAGAAGACCCUUCUACAUUCACAGUAAACAAGGAUGGAACCUACAGCUGGACCAGCCGGCACCUAGUGAAUGUAUCUGCCCAUGAGGAGGACAUAAUACUCACCUGCCAAGUUGAGCAUGAUCAACAGCCACCAGAAAUAAAAACUCAUACUGUGAUGGUCAGUGCAUGUCAGAGGGAACAAGGUAUUAGCACCAUGUCUGAACUGGACACAUCAAAUACUGCUGAAAUACUUGUAGCUGUGCUCCUUGGACCCAAGCUGCUACUGGUAAUUGGUGCCUCUGUCAUCUACAUGCACAAGAAGCAGAAGGCCUAAGUAUCUUCUCUUCAUCUUCUGCCACAUUGGACCCUGAAUAUCUGACAUCACCUUUCUUAGAGAGACUGAGACUGUGGUGAAAAACUGUGGAAAUCUGCACAAAUGUCUUCAUUACAAGGACACCUCCAACUCAGAAGUCUCUAUUGUCCCUCUGCAUAAGCAUUGAUAGCUCAGAGCUGUAAUGUUUUGGUUAUUGGAUUCUAUUUGGGAGGUUCUUAAUUUCAUUAAUAAAAGAAUUUUAAAAUGUA
Molecule: messenger RNA, 1509 nt
Organism: Myodes glareolus (Bank vole)
Lineage: Eukaryota; Metazoa; Chordata; Mammalia; Rodentia; Cricetidae
Product: signal-regulatory protein beta-1-like
Source: RefSeq, a predicted model, not a curated record